CAACGAGAAGGUGCAAUUAAAUUUGCACCUUAGCGACUAUGGGGGAGGGUACAGAUUUGAGUGACGGUGAAAACCUUGAUCAGACACCAGAAAAUAGUAACUUAGUGGAACAAAAUAGCAAUACAAGCCCACGUGAUGAUAGUAUGGAAGGCGGUCAAAACAUGAAUGCGAGCACAAAAAGAGGCCGAGAAGACAGCGAAGAGGAGACAUGGUGCAUUGUAGGAAAAGACGGGAAGAGACGUAGACAGGGAACAAACAGCCCAGUAAAGAAUAAGGAGGAAGAAAUCAAAUAUGAAGCAUACAUUUCGGCUGCAGAGGCUCUGCCUAAACAAUUUGCUUUCGCCCGAAUGAUGCAGCAAAAUAACAUAGCGGACAUCAUAGAAAUAAAAUAUAUUAACCCAAAUAAAAUUUAUGUCCACUUCGGGUCUGAGAGUGCUUUAGAAAAACUUAUUACAUGCCAAGCUAUAAAAGAGAAAGCAUGGAGUAUAGUGAGAACUAGCGAGGUUGCUGCUUCUUAUGGCGUAAUUAGGCAGGUAGAACUGGAUCUAACCGAGAAGGAGAUUUUGGAAAGCAUAGAUGGCGGCGCCCAGCUAUUAUCUGUCAAGCGGUUAACUCGUCGAUCGGAGGAUGGCAAGUGGAUAAACAGCGAGUGUGUGAGGUUGGGAUUCAGGGGAUCCUCCCUACCAGCUUAUGUCCAUGUAUUUGGUAUGCGCUUGAUGGUUAAACCAUACAUAUUUCCCGUCACACAGUGUUCGAACUGCUGGAAAUUUGGCCAUGUGAAGAGACUGUGCCCGAAAACAAAAAUUGUGUGUCCAAAAUGUAGCAAGAAUCAUAACAAUUGUGAGGUCACUAAGUAUGUAUGUGUAAACUGUACUGGGGAUCACUUAGCGUUAAGUAAAAUGUGUCCGGUUUACCUAAAAGAGAGGAAAAUAAGGAGUAUAAUGGCAGAUUUUAAUGUUACUUAUCGCAAAGCUUUGAGUAUGUAUGUCCCAGAAAGCCCUGUCAGGGAAAUUAAAGACACCCCCGAAAUUGAACUCAACAAAUCAGAUGCUUCCUUUCCAAAAAUUCGCUUUAAUUCGGAGAAUCAAGAGCAAAGCCAAGAUACGCUACCGACCCAAAUUCCGAAGUCAUUCGUAGCAGUUGCCAAGCCCACCUCAUCUAGUGCAAAGGAGAAGGCGUCCCCGAAGAAAAAUGGGACCGGUAAAAAGAAACACAAGAAAACCAAUCCUCGAAAAAAUAAACAUAUAACAUAUGACACACAAACUGACGAGUCGGAAGGUAGCUGCAUGGAUAUAGACAUUGAAUCGAGUUCGGAUACGAAUAAUAGUUUAGAUAUGAAGAAGGGAAAAAAGAAGGUUAAUGAAGAAAGAAGAAAGUCAAACAAAGAAAAGAAGAGUGACAAUAUUACGCUGGAAAAAGUUAUGGAGAUGUUAAAGAACAUAUUUUGCAGUGAGAAUAAGUCUGUUGUGGAUAAAAUUGUUUCAGUGGUCAAAAACGGUAUUAGGUGGUUAGUUAGUUAUGUGACCAAACACUUUUUUGACUUGCCUCCCUUGAGUCAAUUCCUCGGCUGUGAUGGCCAGUAA
This is a messenger RNA of Cydia splendana, 1583 nucleotides long. RefSeq lists its product as uncharacterized. NCBI's taxonomy places the organism in Eukaryota, Metazoa, Arthropoda, Insecta, Lepidoptera, Tortricidae. The record is from RefSeq and is a predicted model, not a curated record. The transcript has a single exon. Bases 39 to 1583 code for a protein of 514 amino acids.